AUGAAGGUUAAGCUCGCAACACAAUUAUUUAGCAGUUCCGUGGCAGAUGCCCUUGAAUUUUGCCGCAACCAAUUAAAAUUAAAAAGAUUUGAAGACUGCAGUGGAACUGUAAAUUUUAUAAACAUAAUGAACCACGUAUUUGAUGUGCUCAAUAGCCACUCUAUUCGUCCACCUGGUUGGAAAAAAGCUAUGUGCCCUCAAAACAUUGGCUUUAUAAGAGCGCUGUUUGAAAGUACUAUUGAGUAUCUAAAGAGUUUGAAACUUAUUACGGGAGAGCUCUUAGUAGAGUCACGGCGAAAGACCGGAUUUAUUGGUUUGAUAAUAAAUUAUGAGCACUUGGUAGAGGAUAAACAAAUACUUAAAUUCGUCCCACUGUACAAAAUUAGCCAGGACCAUCUGGAAUUAUUUUUCUCAGCUAUUAGAGCUAGAGGUGGCUUUAACAAUAACCCUAAUGCUGUACAAUUUCGCGCAGCAUACAAAAAACUUCUAAUAAGAGGUGAUAUAAGAGGUCGCGGAAUUGGUAACUGCAUUACUCUGGAGCAGAUAAAUAUACUCACAUGCUCAAGCAAGAACCCAGUUAAUGCAAUAAAUGAACUAUCGCAACAAACUGACUUCGUCGAAAUACCUGAAGAUGAUAGUGAUCUCUACAAUACAUACAUGGAGUAUUUAGAAAGUACGGACCUAGACGAAUACACACAAAGGGUGUUAGAAUAUAUUGCAGGUUUCGUGACGCGGAAGUUGUCUCAAACGAUAAAAUGUGUCACCUGUGUAUCACUAAUGUUAGGGGAUGAAAAUCCAGACAGCUUGAUUUACCAGAAGUCCCGUGGUGGUCUUCAGUUUGCGUCUGUUGCAGUAGUGGACAUUAUAAAUAAAACCGAAAAAUUGAUAAAACCCGACCUCACGACCCAAAAGAAGCCAGAAAAUUAUUAUUUAUAUACUAGCUGA
This is a messenger RNA of Arctia plantaginis, 945 nucleotides long. Lineage: Eukaryota; Metazoa; Arthropoda; Insecta; Lepidoptera; Erebidae. The record is from the annotation of a GenBank genome assembly.